Messenger RNA from Strongyloides ratti, 639 nucleotides. RefSeq names its product Poly-glutamine tract binding protein 1. NCBI's taxonomy places the organism in Eukaryota, Metazoa, Nematoda, Chromadorea, Rhabditida, Strongyloididae. Bases 1 to 639 code for a protein of 212 amino acids. The transcript has 3 exons. The record is from RefSeq and is a predicted model, not a curated record.
AUGCUUUCACAAUUUAGAAUGGUUGAAAGUUCUCUGAAUGGAAAAUAUGAUGUAGAAAUAACAAAUGUUACAGAAUGGAAUAAUGAAUUUUAUGAAUGUCAAGUUACAUCAUCAAAAACUUAUAAUAAUUUUGAAAAAAAUAAACCACCUUAUUUAGAAGUUACAAUAGAUGGUGAUAAUGAUACUUUAAAACAAAGUGAUGAAGAUAGGCUUAUAUGUAGUGUUAAUUUAAAACCAGAACAUAGUGGUAAAUAUACAUUAUAUCAUAAUAAUGAACUUCUUAAAAAAGCAACAAAAAAAGUUUUAUAUAUUGAAUAUCUUAUACCAGAUGAUUAUAAUUCACGUUUUACAUGUCAUAUAAAAAAUGCAUUAGGAUCUAGUUCUAAUACAAUAUUAUUAAAUCUUAAAUAUGAACAUAAAUUUAUAAUUUCAUCACAGGUGAAAAUUGUUAAUCAAAAUGAAAUAGCAGAAUUUUAUUCUACAAUUAAUGAUUUUAAAUCAGUUAUACUUUCACAUAAUUUAUUUAUUGAAGGUGAUCUUCAAGUACGUACAAAUGAUACAGUAUUUGUUAAUCAUGAAUCAAUAGCAAUAUUAUCAUGUGAAUUUCAUGGAUAUCCAAAACCUGGUGAUAUUAUAUGA